Macrobrachium nipponense is the source of this 4861-nucleotide messenger RNA. RefSeq lists its product as uncharacterized. Bases 484 to 4449 code for a protein of 1321 amino acids. Gene Ontology annotation, molecular function: RNA binding. NCBI's taxonomy places the organism in Eukaryota, Metazoa, Arthropoda, Malacostraca, Decapoda, Palaemonidae. The record is from RefSeq and is a predicted model, not a curated record. The transcript is spliced from 5 exons.
AAUUGCUCACCAAAACAUUCGUGCAAAGCAAAGCACGUUUCGUUGUUAUUUUGUGUUUACGUCAUGUAGAAUGGCCUCCAUUUCUUUGAUUUAGCACAUGGCUGUUUAUGAUUUGCUUCGUUUAAUGCUUGAUGCGUCCCAGUAACCAUUCGAAAGAGAAUUACGCAGUUUGUGCUUUUUGUGCUGCAUGGAGCCUUGUUUGGUUUAUGUAUAAGUUACACACCUUCAUAGGGUUGCAGCUCAGACUUUCUUUCUACUGCAUACAUAAGGCUUAAGGGACAGGAUUAAUUAAAAGCAGCAGUUGGGAAAAAGAGAUAUUUAAGUCAUUACAGAGUGUAGUUGAAAUAGUGGAGCUCUUAAUUUAAGGAGCAGCAGAACGACGUAACAGUAAUGUAAGCUGUUUGGAAAACAGAAGACUACCGGAUGAUUAUAGAACCUCUAUCCGUGCCAGCAUCAUAGAGGAAACAGAAUAAGCCAUCCAUCAUGAGUGUCAUUAUAAGACUGCAGAACCUUCCAUGGUCUGCUAAUGCCCUGGACAUCAGAGAGUUCUUCAAAGGACUCUCUAUUCCAGAAGGUGGCGUUCACAUUGUCGGUGGGGAACUCGGCGAUGCUUUCAUCGCAUUCAGUACUGAUGAGGAUGCAAGGUUGGCCAUGAGGAUGUCAGGUGCCAGCCUUAAAGGAAUCCAGGUUACUUUGUUGCUGUCAUCGCGCACCGAGAUGCAAAAGGUUAUUGAAGCUGCUCGACAACAAGCUAUGGCUCUCCAAGGUUACCAUGUUCCUCCUGUCAUCCCUUCACAGCCCCAGUCAGCCAGUGCUUCACCUGUCAAUCAACCACCAGUACAGCCAGUACCUCAACCUCCACAGCCUCAAAUGCAGCCUCCUCUGCAGCCUCCUCCGCAGGUUGUACCAGCACCAACACAACCUUUGGUUCCUCCACCCCAGAUGCCACUGCCAACCCAUUCACCUUACCAAAUGCAUGGCCUUACAAAUAAUUCUGAUGGUCAUCAGCCACUUCCUCCUAUGCCCCCUCAUAUGCCACUUACCCCUCCUGUCACAAUGCAGCAGUCCAUGCAGUCUGUGUCUAUGAUGGGUAAUUCACAGGAAUCUCCUUACAAUAAUAUUGGCAAUCAUGAGAACAAUGACCUCCAAGUUGUUAUGCCUAAAGAUGAUAAGAAAGAUGAUAAGAAACCAUCCUCCAGUUCAUCUUCCGCACCAAAGCGAGAUAGUAAGAGUCGUGACAGUCGUGACAGUCGUCGCCGAAGAACUAGAUCCAGAUCCAGAUCACGGUCAAGAUCACGUGAUCGAGACAGAGAUCGCCAUCGCCGCCACAGAAGUCGAUCGAGGUCACGUAGUCGCGAUCGUGGCAGCCGUAGCUAUCGCAGAAGCAGAAGCAGGGAUCGUGAUCGUUUUAGGGAUAAGACUAGGGAUCGUGAUCGUGGAAGGGAUCGUGACCGUGACAGGGAGCGUGGUAGUAGGGUUGGCCGUGAUCGUUCUGACCGCUCCAGUCAAGAUAGCAAUAAAACUUCUCCAGGAAAUGACUUGCAAAGUAAAGAUGUAGAAGUUAUAGGAGGGUCAGGGGGAAUACCAGGACUUGGAGAUAUUCCGAGUAUUAGCAUGAGGGGACCUUUGCCCAGUAGCCUUGCUGAGCCAAUUAGAAAUUCACCCAUACAGACUCCACCUGGCCCUGUUCCUCCUCCAGUUCCAUCUGCUUAUGGUGCAAAUCCACCUUUUAACAACAGUGCAUCACCUUUCCCUCAACAGAUGCCAUUUAGUAACAUAAAUGCUUCUCCUUCAAAUAUCCCAGCUCCUAAUACAAUUGAUACUCCUACUGAUAUGGAGUUAAUUGCUGAAGAUGAUGGAUCCCUUGACCAAGAAGCAUCAAAUGAAGUACAAAAUAACUCUCCUGCUCCUGAGUCAAUGGCUCCAAAGCCCCCAGUUGACUUUGUAGGUGCUCCAUUAGGUGGCCCAUUGGGAGGACCAGUGGAUGGCCCCAUGAGAGGUCCUGGUGAAUUUCCUGCAAGGUAUGGUGCUAUGCCUGGAGAGGCUCCUAUGCCUCCUCAGUUUAAUAAUAGAGGACCAAUGCCAAUGAGACCUGAGGGUUGUGGGUAUGAUGGGCAGCCAGGUCAUUUUCCUUCACAGGUAGAGAGCGGAAAUGGGCCUAAUCCUCUUCAGAAUUUUGAUCCGAGAACUCGCCCAGAGCUUGCACAGAGGAAUUGGGACCCCAGAGAUGGGAGUCCAAAUGAUCCAGCUAGAUUCAGAGGGGAAAGGGACAUGAGAGGAUUCAGAGGUGAGAAGGAAGUGAUGAACAGAGGUCCAGCGACAGAUAGAGAUCCUAGAGAAAAUAAUGAGAUGCGUGACAUGAGGGAAGAAAACGAUGGACGUGGAAACUGGGAUCCAAGAAGUAGGAUGGGCCGUAUGGAAGAUUUUGGGCCAGGAUGGGAAGGUUCAAAUAGGCAGGAAGGUUUGAAGGAGGCCUCAUGGAAUGGGAGAGGUCGACCAGGAAAUUUCCCUUCGAGGAAUGAACGUGAUGGCUUUGGGAAUAGGAAUGAACAGGAAUCCUGGCACACCCAAGACAACUGGGUUGGCCGGGAUGGUCAUGGAAGGGAUCAGGAAAGAUAUGGAGACGAUGGAGAAUAUGAUGAAAACUAUGGCUCCAGGGGAUACCGAGGAAGAGGAGGCCGUGGUUGGGACAGGGGUCGGGGAUGGGAACGAGGUCGAGGAGGCCGUGGUGGAUUCAGGCAUGGAGAAUACAUGGAUGGACACCAUGAUGAUGGUUAUGGAUCACAGCGUGGACCAGGCAGUUUCCGUGGACGCGGUCAGUCACGUUGGGGAGGACAGUAUAUCGACGAAACUUGUAGUGUGGAAUUGCACAAUGUUCCUUUGAAUGCCUCGUAUCGUGCUAUUCGUGAAAUAUUUCAGAACAUUUUUGUACCCAGCAGCAGCAUCAAGAUAAUAGGUGAUAAUCAUGGUAACCGUACAGAUGUUGCAUACAUUAGAUUUUCUCAGCCUCGAGAUGCCACUAGAGCAUUAAAAUUUUCUGGAAGUUAUAUAUUUGAUAACAGGAUAGAGAUUUCACUUUUGAGUGAGGCAAAGUAUGACUCUGAAGUAGAUGUAAAGUCAGGUGGGUCUUCAAGAAAUUUCCCAAAUGAAAGUCCUUGUGUUUACGUCACUGGCGUGCCAAUGGGUUGUACAGAGCAUAAUGUUGCUCAAGUAUUUGAAAAAUUUAAGAUUGAGGAUAUUGUCAUCGAGAGGUUAAGAGGUACCAGAACACCCUCAGGUGGUUGUUUUGUGCGACUCAUUUCUUAUGAUGAGGCUCAAAGAUCUAUUGCUGAACUAGCGAAUGCCUCUAUUGAUGGCAGUCCUCUGCUUAUUGAACUAUGCCCUCCUAGUGCUAUGGCUCCCGCUGUAAAAGAUAGAGAUAUGAUAGGUCAAGAAGUCAAGAAAAAGGAUGGUCCUCAAGAUCAGUCAGAUGAAGCACCUGUUGUGAAGCAGUCAAUUCCAGGUGACUUAUUGACUGACUCUGUUGUCAUAAAGAGAGUUCCUAAAGAUGUUACAGAGGCAAAUAUUAGAGACUUCUUCAGUGAUGAAGGACUUGUACCUGAACGAAUGCAUUUCUGUGAGCCUGGCACUAAUGGAGUGAGAGAGGUGUAUGUAAUGUUCCCUCUAAUUGAGGAUGCAAAACAAGCUCUUGGUAAGAAUGAACAGCAGAUUGGAAAGAUGAAAGUGUUGGUCGAGUUGAUAGCUAAACCUAUCGUUAUGAACGCCAUGGGUCUGGCUUUUGAUCCUCUUGAACUUAUCAAAAAAGGUCAGAAGGCUGGAAUAGGUGCCAAUGUCAAAGAGAAACCCAGCAUAAGCCUAGUCAGUAUUCCUCCAGAAGAUAAUGAUAGUAUGCUUGAUGAAGGCCAGGAUCAAAUGAUGAAGCAAGAUAAUUAUAUGGAGGGGGCAAUGAUGAACAUGCCUCACCCAAAUUCUUAUGAGGAACACCAACCUUUCAGAGGAAGAAUGGGUGGGCCAUAUGCAUCAGGAAGGGGAUUUAUGCCUCGUGGUGAAAUGAGAGGAAUGCACAGAAUGAUGGGGAUGCCAGGUCGCGGAGGUAUGGGAGAGUUUGGUCCUAGAAUGAGAGGGGCAUUGCUGAGGCCUCCUGCAGGUACUUCAGAGGAUAACUUUGGUACAGCUGUACCCCCUGAACAUUUUGGAAAGCCUGGCUGCGUAGUAGCACUUGGAAACUUACCCUAUCGUUGCACAACAGAUGACAUUCUGGACUUUUUACAUGAAUUUCCAGCAUUGCGUCCAGAGCACAUCAUCAGAAGGUACAAUGAAUUCAAUCAACCCACAGCUGAUGCUCGUGUAGCUUUUGCCACACCCCAAGAGGCCCAAAGAGUAGUACAGACUCAUCACAGACGGCCAAUGGAUAAUAGACCUAUAUUUGUUUCUCUUGUACAGAAGUAGAAAGAACACAGUCUUUGUUUAUAGAAAGUAUCUUUUUUGUUUUAUUAUAUGCAGUAUUGAAAAUACUAAGUAUUUUCAAGAGAAAGAUUAUUACAAUUACUGGAAGAAAAAUUAUUACAAUUACUUGAAAAAUUUGGAUGAUCCUCUAUUACAAUUACUUGAAGAAAGGUUAUUACAAUUACUUGAAAAAUUUGGAUGUUCCUCCUCUAAUUUCUUUCAGUUUAAAGCUUUUGUACCUGGAUAUUUUCAUAGUUCGUAUUUAAGGAAAGUCUUGAGAGGUGGAAGACUCAAAGAUAUUAAGAAAUUGAUGUACAUAUUCAGUUUUUUCAAUGGCUGUUUAAUUGAUAUGUCUAGGUUAUUUGAAUGGAGUUUUGUGUGUAUAAAGUACAUAGAAUAAAUUUUUUUUGUAUAA